AUGGUGCCAUCACCGCUCUCGAACGGUUACCAAAAGGUGCCAUUGCACGAGGAGUAUUUUGUGCCAAGUGACGAGGCCACACCGCCUUGCAAGACAAAGAGAGACAUCAGCUUGGCUCAUGGCAUCAGCGAGGAGCUGUUGCGCAUUGACAGCCCCGAUGAAGUUGAAGUCAUGUCGCCAUCUGAUAGAGAGUCAAUUUUCUGCUUUGUGGAGUCCUGGUGGUUCCAUCUGCUUGCGGCUUCGGUCAUAUGUUGCAAUACGGUGAGCAUUGUCCUGGAAGCAGACUCGGAGGACUUGGUCAAGAAGCUGUACUGGCUGGACCAGGCAACUCUGCUUUUCUACGUCUUGGAGCUUCUCUGCCGAGUAGGUUUGUGGAAAUGCCGGCUUCUUUGUGGUCCUCGGCACCUGCUGCUGUGGAGCCUCCUAGAUCUCAUCGUGGUUGGAGCCGGUGUGCUGGACCAGUGGCUGUCACCCAUUCUGCCAGUCGACACGGCUUCAUGGUCCAAUGUCCUGGGCAUCAUCCGACUGCUGCGACUAACUCGCGUAUUUAAGGUGGUUGGGUUUGUGCUAGAGUGGGAUCUGUCCUGGACCGAUCAACCUACCUUCCAGUCCUUCAUCGGCGGCGUGAUAGCAUUCAAUGCCCUGCUGAUGGGCUUCGAGACUGACUACGAGUGGGGCGGUUGGGCGGUAAUUGAGAACUUCCUCCUUUGUAUUUACGUCUUUGAGCUCGUUGUGCGAAUGAAGCGGCUGGGUUGUGAUUUCUUUUCCUGCGAGAGCCCAGACCUUAUAUGGAAUUUGCUGGACUUGGCGAUCGUGGUCAGUUCAGCAGGCGAUUCGUGGCUUGUGCCACUGGUCAAUGUCGCAAGGAAAUCGUUCCAAGGAGAUCAAAGCGAACGGCAGAGCAGCAAACGUGCACACGGCGUCAACGUCGGCCAGCUGAUGAUGCUGAUGCGUCUGCUGCGCUUGCUUCGAAUUCUGCGAUUGGCAAAGUUAGUGAAGUCUGUGCGGCCGCUGUACAUUUUGGUGGUCAGUGUCACAGCCGCAGUGCAAGGGGUCGUGUGGGUGUUGGUCCUCACGGUGGUCACACUGUAUGCCAUGGGUAUACUGACGACGAGACUCAUCGGUCACAAGAUGAUCUUUCCUGCAGACGACGAGGAUGAUGAGUCAUUGAAAGAGUUGACGACGCCCUUCCGUACUGUCCCAGACAGCAUGUUCACCCUGUUUCGAGUGAUGAGUGGUGCGCAAUCUGAUUCGGAGUCUGCUGCCCUGGACCACAUCAUGGAAAGCAUUCCGACCUUCAAGUUUGCCUUUGUCUUCUUCAUGGUGACCAGCUCAUGGACACUGCUCUCCAUAUUGACCGCAGUUGUCAGCGAGAACAUGAUCUCCACGACCUCCAGUCAAGAGAAGGAGAUCCAGCUCAUGUCAGAAGAAGAAGAUCGGAAACGCCACAUUCAGGACUUGAAGGAGCUCUUCAAGGAAAUUAAUACCAGAGGAGAUGGAAUUGUCCGCGAGAAGGACUUGAUGCACUUCCUGUCCAUUCCUGACAAUGCUUACGAGACAGCCAAAAUGUGUCGUGUUCCAGUUCGGCAUGUGCAGGAGGUCAUGAAGACGCUAUCAAUCAAUCAGGAAGUUAUUCACAUGGAGGAAUUCGUUGAGUGUUUGCUCGACGUUGGAAAUCCUGUAACGGAAAAGUCAACUAUGAGGUUGGAAGCCCUUCAUCUCGAAACCAGAACUCAAAGCCAGAGGCAAUGGCAAGCUGUGGAAGAGGUGUGCCAGUCGCUGAUGAACAACAAGGAUCGCCACGCUGACAGUGGCGGAGAUCAGAUCAGCAAGCUGAUGCAGAGUUCCGUGCAUCAUGGCGAAGCUAUCGCACGCCUCCAGCAUUCAGUGGAGGACCUGCAUAGAAAAAUGGAUAACUUCACCGAUCUGGUUGGAAAAUCCGCUGGCAGGGAUUUAGGCUUGAGACGCAUUCACUGA
Molecule: messenger RNA, 1977 nt
Organism: Symbiodinium sp. CCMP2456
Lineage: Eukaryota; Dinophyceae; Suessiales; Symbiodiniaceae
Source: the annotation of a GenBank genome assembly